Molecule: messenger RNA, 1542 nt
Organism: Trichoderma breve
Lineage: Eukaryota; Fungi; Ascomycota; Sordariomycetes; Hypocreales; Hypocreaceae
Product: putative zinc finger motif, c2HC5-type domain-containing protein
Exons: 3
Coding region: 1-1542 (513 amino acids)
Biological process (GO): regulation of DNA-templated transcription
Cellular component (GO): nucleus
Molecular function (GO): zinc ion binding
Source: RefSeq, a predicted model, not a curated record
AUGUCCAUCUACCAGCUCGCCCAGCUGCUCCCGCUGCCAGAUGAGGAACUACAGCAAGUUCUCGACUAUGCCUCGACACUCUCAAAACCCGAAGCCGUCACACACUUCAGCAACCUCCUCGGCGAUUCGCCUGCCGUAAUCGAUUUUAUAUCCACCUUCAACGGUCGUCGAAAAGAUCCCGCGGCUCCCGCAGCUGCUCCAGCCCCUCCAGCCGCUUCGACAUCAAAAGCUUCAGGGCCCAAGAAGAAGAAGGCGCCGAUACACACCCCAGAGGCUCGAAAAGUUGAAGACUAUGCUGGUCCAGCUGGAAAGGCAUACAAUAAAAAGGAUUCUGAUCUAGAGUACAUAUCUCAGCGAUCCAGUGCGCCGAACAGCAAUCGCCCGUCAAGGACAGCCUCGCCAGCAAGACCUCUCAUCAAGGAACCAACUGUUAAAAAGGCGGCACAACCCACCAAGGUUGAGGCGCCUGCACCAAAGCAAUCAAAUUCUACAGCGGCUGGCUAUCUCAUAUCGGACGAUCCAAAAAAGUCAAAGCCUAAGUCUACGCCAGUUUCUCGAGGAGUGCCAAUGGCAGGCCAAUCUACGGCAUUGGCCGACCUGGAUGCUGCCAUCCGAUCUCUAGAGAUUACGACAAACCCAACGCUAGAGAAGGACGCCAAGUCAAGGAAAUGCAAUUGCGUGGCAGCCAGGCAUCCUCUUCAAGCUGCGGCCCCCAACUGUCUUUCUUGCGGAAAGGUAAUCUGCUUGAAGGAAGGCUUGGGGCCAUGUACAUUCUGUGGAACACCACUGCUAAGUUCCGACGAAAUCCAAGCCAUGGUCAGAGAACUCAAGGACGAGCGUGGCAGGGAAAAGAUGGCGGCGAAUGCAGCAGCUCAUCGCAGGGCAGAUGUGGCCAAGACACCCGCACCGUUUACGCCGCCGCGAGGGUUGGACAGCGAUGCUCCAUCACUGUCUGAAGCGGCUGCCAAAGCACGAGACCAUCGAGAUAAGCUGCUCAACUUUCAAGCACAAAACGCCAAGCGAACGACGGUGAGAGAUGAAGCGGCAGAUUUUGACGUAUCGGGUGCCAUGGGUGGAAUGGGCAGCAUGUGGGCGACGCCCGAAGAACGAGCAAAAGAGUUGAAGAGACAGCAGAAAAUCAUGCGAGAGAUGGAAUGGAACGCACGGCCAGAAUACGAGAAGCGGCAGCAAGUUAUUAGCAUCGAUCUUGCUGGUCGUCGAGUUAUAAAGACCGUUGCACCUGUUGAACGCCCAGUCACACCAGAAGAAGAUGAAGCUCAGUAUGUCGACUCUGGUAUCCUACAAGAGACGUCUGGAAACAGGAACGCCGGCGGGGCAUUCAGUACAAAUCCGCUCCUGGGGGCCGUGAUGAGGCCUAUCUAUGAUGCCAAAGGCAAAGGGGCCGAGGCAGAGGGCCGAAGCAGUCGCAGCAAGGGAUGGAGAAGGGUUCAAGACGACUUGGACAAUAACGAAGGAGUCAUUCUAGACGGAGGAGCGUAUGGGCUACAAGCGGUUGGCGGAGACGAGCCGGAGCGCGGGUAG